CAAAUCUCGUAUAAAAAAGAGGAAAAAUAUCUUCUUUUUUUUUCUGUUCACUCUCCAUCACGACCUGCGGUGACACAAGAGCCCUCCAAAUCCAAAACCCAUAAAUAAUGAUCUGAUCUCUCUCGUUCUCCCCUCCCACGAGGUGAGAGACUGAGAUGUGCCCGCGACCGCGAGUCGCGUGAGGAGAUGCCCACGCCUCGUCUCCGCUACCACCUCCUCUCCGAUUGAUCCCAACAAGGCGAGGGGAAGAUCAAAACUGAGUGAGGGUUGCUAAGGGGACGGUUUGACAUGGGUUUUGAUCCACUGGAAUGGUACUGCCAGCCGGUCAAUGGCGGGGUGUGGUCAGAUGUAGAGAAUGCUUUUGGUGCAUACACACCAUGUGGCACUGAAACCUUGGUGGUGUGCAUCUCAUACUUUGCACUCUUCGGUGUUUGCUUCUAUCGGAUAUGGAGGACGACGAGGGACUACACGGUGCAGCGCUACAAAUUGCGGUCGCCAUACUACAACUAUAUGCUCGGCCUGCUUGUGGUGUUGUGCAUAGCUGAAUCACUGUAUCGGAUCGCUACUGGCACCUCCAUAAUGAACUUGGAUGGGGAGACUAGCCUUGCUCCAUUUGAGGUUACCUCAUCUAUCAUUGAGAUUGCUGCUUGGUGUUGUAUGCUUGUAAUGAUUGCACUUGAGACAAGAAUUUACAUCUAUGAGUUUAGAUGGUACAUCCGGUUUGUGGUCAUUUACAUCUUGGUUGGGGAAGCUGCUAUGUUCAAUCUUGUGCUUUCAGUAAGGCAGUAUUAUAGUUCGAGUUCAAUAUUUUACUUGUACUGCAGUGAGAUAAUAUUCAAGCUCUUGUUUGGAAUUCUCAUGGUGGUUUAUCUGCCUAGCUUGGAUUCCUAUCCGGGUUAUACUCCAGUCAGGCAUGAGGCACUUGUUGAUAAUACUGAUUACGAACCUCUGCCUGGUGGGGAGCAGAUUUGCCCUGAGAGGCAUGCUAAUAUAUUUUCCAGGAUAUUCUUUUCAUGGAUGACUCCUCUAAUGCAACAAGGAUUUAAAAGGCCCAUCACCGAUAAGGAUAUUUGGAAAUUAGACAGUUGGGAUGAGACUGAAACAUUGUACAACCGGUUCCAAAAAUGCUGGAACAAUGAGCUUCAAAAACCAAAGCCUUGGCUGUUACGGGCUCUGCAUAGCAGCCUUGGUGGAAGGUUUUGGCUAGGAGGAUUUUUUAAGAUUGGCAAUGAUGCUUCUCAGUUUGUUGGCCCACUCAUAUUGAACCUCUUGUUGGAGUCUAUGCAAAAAGGUGAUCCAUCUUGGAGCGGUUACAUCUAUGCUUUCUCAAUCUUCGCUGGAGUGUCACUGGGUGUUCUUUCUGAAGCACAGUACUUUCAGAAUGUCAUGCGAACGGGUUUCAGGUUGAGGUCAACAUUGAUCGCAGCUGUUUUCCGUAAGUCUUUGCGACUAACUAAUGAUAGUCGAAAGAAGUUUGCCUCUGGGAGGAUAACCAAUUUGAUUUCAACUGACGCAGAAUCUCUUCAGCAAGUGUGCCAGCAACUUCACAGUCUAUGGUCUGCUCCUUUCCGCAUUGUUAUUGCCAUGGUCCUUCUAUACGCACAACUAGGCCCUGCUGCAUUGGUCGGUGCAGCCAUGUUGGUUCUUUUGUUCCCAAUUCAGACUGUUAUCAUAAGCAAAAUGCAAAAACUUACCAAGGAAGGGUUGCAAAGGACUGACAGGAGAAUCAGUCUAAUGAAUGAAAUAUUAGCUGCAAUGGAUACGGUCAAAUGUUAUGCUUGGGAGCAAAGUUUCCAGUCAAAAGUGCAGGACAUCCGUGAUGAUGAAAUUUCAUGGUUCCGCAGCGCUCAAUUGCUUGCUGCGCUGAAUAGCUUCAUCCUAAACAGUAUCCCCGUUAUUGUCACUGUGGUUUCAUUUGGUGUAUACUCUCUGCUGGGAGGUGACUUGACACCAGCAAAGGCGUUCACAUCACUUUCACUGUUUGCUGUCUUAAGAUUUCCACUUUUUAUGCUGCCAAAUCUGAUAACUCAGGUGGUUAAUUGUAAAGUGUCAUUGAAACGUCUGGAAGAUCUCCUCUUGGCUGAAGAGAGAUUACUUCUGCCCAAUCCACCUCUUGAUCCUGAGCUUCCAGCAAUUUCUAUUAAGAAUGGAUAUUUUUCAUGGGAAUCGCAGGCUGAGAGACCAACAUUAUCAAACGUCAAUCUGGAUGUACCUAUGGGCAGUUUGGUUGCAAUAGUAGGAAGCACUGGGGAGGGGAAGACUUCUCUUAUUUCUGCAAUGCUUGGUGAAAUACCACCAGUGUCAGGAUCGAAUACAUCGGUGGUCCUUCGUGGAACAGUGGCUUAUGUUCCUCAAGUUUCAUGGAUCUUCAAUGCAACUGUCCGGGACAAUAUAUUGUUUGGGUCUCCCUUCCAACCUCCACGCUACGAGAAAGCAAUAGAUGUCACUUCAUUACGGCAUGACCUUGACUUACUCCCAGGUGGUGACCUAACAGAGAUUGGAGAAAGAGGAGUUAACAUUAGUGGGGGACAAAAACAGAGAGUCUCAAUGGCAAGAGCUGUUUAUUCUGAUUCAGAUGUCUACAUAUUUGAUGAUCCACUGAGUGCAUUAGAUGCCCAUGUUGGUCGACAGGUAUUUGACAAAUGUAUUAAAGAAGAGCUACAGCACAAAACUAGGGUUCUUGUUACCAAUCAGCUGCAUUUUCUACCAUAUGUGGAUAAAAUACUGGUAGUCCAUGAUGGUGUAAUUAAAGAAGAAGGUACCUUUGAUGAACUUAGCAACUCUGGGGAACUCUUUAAGAAGCUCAUGGAAAAUGCUGGAAAGAUGGAAGAACAGAUGGAAGAGAAACAGGACGAAAGCAAAAGACAGGAUGACAUAAAACACCCUGAAAAUGGGGGCAGUGUAAUAGCUGAUGGUGAUAUGCAGAAGAGUCAGGACACUUCUAAUAAAACAAAACAGGGGAAAUCUGUUCUGAUUAAACAAGAAGAAAGGGAAACUGGAGUUAUAAGUGCAAAGGUCCUUUCACGCUACAAAAAUGCAUUGGGAGGGAUCUGGGUGGUAUCUGUUCUCUUUUUUUGCUAUGCACUCACUGAAGUUCUUCGCAUUUCAAGUAGCACAUGGUUGAGCGUUUGGACAGAUCAAGGUUCUACGAAAAUCCAUGGCCCUGGUUACUACAAUUUAAUCUACGGCCUUCUUUCUUUUGGGCAGGUUCUAGUCACUCUAACGAAUUCUUAUUGGCUGAUCACAUCAAGUCUUCGAGCAGCCAAGAGGUUGCAUGAUGCCAUGCUCCGGUCUAUAUUAAGAGCUCCCAUGGUAUUUUUUCACACCAAUCCACUUGGACGAAUCAUCAACAGAUUUUCAAAGGAUUUGGGUGACAUUGACAGGAAUGUAGCCAUCUUUGUGAAUAUGUUUAUGGCACAAAUAUCUCAGUUGCUCUCAACAUUUGUUCUCAUUGGCAUUGUUAGCACUAUGUCUCUGUGGGCUAUCAUGCCACUUCUGAUUUUAUUUUAUGCAGCUUACCUCUAUUACCAGACUACGUCUCGUGAGGUAAAGCGCCUGGAUUCCAUUACAAGGUCUCCUGUGUAUGCUCAAUUUUCAGAGGCAUUGAAUGGUCUGUCUACAAUCCGUGCCUACAAAGCCUAUGAUAGAAUGGCAAACAUCAAUGGGAAAUCAAUGGACAACAACAUCAGAUUCACUCUUGUGAACAUGAGUUCAAACAGAUGGCUAGCCAUCCGUCUGGAAACAUUGGGUGGCAUCAUGAUAUGGUUCACAGCAACAUUUGCUGUCAUGCAAAACCAACGAGCAGAAAAUCAAAAGGCUUUUGCCUCCACAAUGGGUCUUCUUCUUACUUACACCCUCAAUAUCACCAAUUUGCUCACGGCUGUUCUUCGUCUUGCUAGUCUGGCUGAAAACAGUUUAAAUGCUGUUGAGCGGGUAGGAACAUACAUUGAGUUGCCUUCUGAGGCUCCUCCUGUCAUUGAGGAUAGCAGGCCACCUCCUGGUUGGCCAUCAUCUGGUGUUGUCAAGUUUGAAGACGUCGUGCUUCGGUACCGACCAGAACUUCCUCCUGUUCUUCAUGGCAUAUCUUUCAUCAUUAAUGGCAGCGAAAAGGUAGGAAUAGUUGGCAGAACAGGAGCUGGUAAAUCUAGCAUGCUGAAUGCUCUGUUCCGUAUUGUGGAACUGGAACGAGGGAGAAUAUUGGUUGAUGAUUGUGACACUUCUAAAUUUGGAAUUUGGGACCUACGAAAAGUACUAGGAAUAAUACCACAGGCACCUGUCCUAUUUUCAGGUUCUGUUCGAUUUAAUCUGGAUCCUUUUAAUGAGCACAAUGAUGCGGAUCUCUGGGAAGCGCUUGAAAGGGCUCAUCUAAAAGAUGUCAUAAGGAGGAAUGCUCUGGGACUAGAUGCUGAGGUCUCUGAGGCUGGUGAAAAUUUUAGCGUUGGACAGCGGCAGCUACUGAGUUUAGCUCGUGCAUUGCUGCGGAGGGCAAAGAUACUUGUUCUUGAUGAGGCAACAGCAGCUGUUGAUGUUCGAACAGAUGCUCUUAUACAGAAGACAAUCAGGGAAGAAUUCAAGAGUUGUACAAUGCUUAUAAUUGCUCACCGCCUGAACACUGUUAUUGACUGUGACAGGUUGCUUAUUCUAAGUGCUGGGAAGGUUUUGGAGUUCGACUCUCCUGAGAAUCUUUUGAGCAAUGAGCACAGUGCUUUCUCCAAGAUGGUUCAGAGUACAGGACCUAGCAAUGCAGAGUACCUGAAGACUCUUGUAUUUGGGGAUGGUGAGGAGAGGUUGCGAAAGGAAGAAAGCAAGAUGCAAGAUAUCCAGAGGAAGUGGGUAGCAUCUAACCGAUGGGCUGUUGCUGCGCAGUUUGCGCUUGCCGCUAGCCUUGCCUCUUCACACAGUGACCUUCUUGCACUGGAGGCUGCUGAGGGAAACAACAUCCUCAGGAAAACAAAGGAUGCAGUAAUCACUCUACAGAAUGUCCUCGAAGGGAAGCACAACACCGAAAUUGAUGAUACACUCGCUCAGUAUGAGGUUCCAUCUGAUAGGUGGUGGUCAUCGCUAUACAAAGUCAUGGAAGGACUUGCCAUGAUGAGCCGAUUGGGUCGCAACCGUCUACAGCAACCAAGUUAUAAUUUUGAAAACAACAGUUCUAUUGACUGGGACCAAAUGUAGAUGUGCAAGCAUGACUGAUCCCUGAAGCCCUGUUGCAGAGUAGAUUUGGAGCUGUAGGCUUUUCCAGCAGGUGUUAAUUCCUGGAGACAUGUAAAUUGUCACCAGCACAUUGGCGUGCAUGUCGUAAGUAGAUUUACCGUCCUGACUCCCUCCCUAAAGGUGAAUAACAGGGGAGUUUUUCUGUUCUUUUUUGCAACAGCAUGACCAUAUUCUUGUUGUACUGCCGUCCUCAAGGACAUCGUCUGUUGUGCAAAAUCUUAUUAGCAUUGUACCUGAAAAUUGAAAUUUUGAUGGUCUUGUGCCAAUGCUAGUGUUCUCUUCAAAAAUCCAGUGAAUGUGUCAAUUAAUUAAUCUUUUAACUUCUGGUCA
This is a messenger RNA of Oryza sativa Japonica Group (Japanese rice), 5544 nucleotides long. Its product is annotated as ABC transporter C family member 2. Gene Ontology annotation, biological process: transmembrane transport. Gene Ontology annotation, cellular component: membrane. Lineage: Eukaryota; Viridiplantae; Streptophyta; Magnoliopsida; Poales; Poaceae. Gene Ontology annotation, molecular function: ATP hydrolysis activity; ATP binding; ABC-type transporter activity. The record is from RefSeq and is a predicted model, not a curated record.